Messenger RNA from Larimichthys crocea (large yellow croaker), 1120 nucleotides. RefSeq names its product NSE2 (MMS21) homolog, SMC5-SMC6 complex SUMO ligase (gene nsmce2). Gene Ontology annotation, biological process: double-strand break repair via homologous recombination; protein sumoylation. Gene Ontology annotation, cellular component: Smc5-Smc6 complex; nucleus. The transcript has 7 exons. The record is from RefSeq and is a predicted model, not a curated record. NCBI's taxonomy places the organism in Eukaryota, Metazoa, Chordata, Actinopteri, Sciaenidae. Gene Ontology annotation, molecular function: zinc ion binding; SUMO ligase activity. Bases 288 to 980 code for a protein of 230 amino acids.
CAAUCCCGGAAAUCAGAACUUAGUCACAGCUACUGUUUCUGUUACUUCUUCGCGCGUGAUUCGUGUGUCAUUUCUGUUGUCACGUUUUAUUAAUAUAUUAAUUAAGUUAUCUCCACAACACACAGCAUCAGGAACAAACUAAAACAUCGCUACUCGACAUUUAUACUGUAGCUCGUCGCUAGGUAACUCGAACAGAAGCCGGUAACGAUAGCAACUUAGGCUAACGUCAGUUAGCUGGACUUCAGGUUGUGUGUUUGUGUGUGUGAUUGUAAAGGAUACACACCGUGAUGUCUCUCAGCGCGGUUCACGGUACACUGUCGAGCCUGAAGGCGUGUCAGGCAGACAUCGGGACCGGGAUGGACAUAGUGACAGAUGUUGCUAUGGACCUGGCGGAAACUCAAGAUAAAGACGUGAACCCUGGCAUCAAAGAGAUGGAGGCCAUGAUUCUGGAGUGUGCCAAGCUGGACAGGGAGAUUAACUACUUUGUUGACGUCGUGCAACAAGUCACAGCAGAGGUUACUACACAGCAGCCAGAGGCCAUGUUCAGCCUGUCUGCCAAAGUGAAGGAGCAGUUCACGGAGAGGAUAGGCAGGCUCUCGGAUGCUGAACUGCAGAGUCAUCAGAAAGUAGUGGCCUUCAAGGACAGCAUCAGUAACUCUCUCAACCAAGCUAACCAAGUGUCAGCAGAGAACAUGGAGGAGCUUGACGAGGACAUCGCUGUUACACAGAGCCAAGUCAACUUCACCUGCCCACUCACACAGGUUGAAAUGGUGAACCCGAUGAAGAAUAAGAAGUGUAACCACCACUAUGAUGAAGCAGCCAUACUGAACCUGAUCAAAACAAGACACGGCCAGAAAAAGAAAUGCCGCUGUCCUGUGGUGGGCUGUGGGAACACAGACGUGAAAGAGUCGGAUCUGAUCACUGACCAGAUGUUGAGGAGACGGAUCCAGAGCCAUAAAAGACAGGCCAACCGGACAUAGUACAGAUUUAUUGACAUAUUAUUAUUUUUUUUAUUAUUAUUAUUUGUUUANAUUAACAAAGUUCAUCAGUACUCAAGUUGUUGAGUCAAGUUGUGUUUUAUAAAAUGUAAAUAAAAGCCGCAGACCUUUUCAUAAAUGAA